Messenger RNA from Microbotryum saponariae, 1146 nucleotides. The record is from the annotation of a GenBank genome assembly. Lineage: Eukaryota; Fungi; Basidiomycota; Microbotryomycetes; Microbotryales; Microbotryaceae.
AUGCAGCACCGAGGCGGUAGGUGGUGGAAGUCGGCAGUAGUGUACCAUCAGCCACCGUGAGUUCACCCCUCCCACUCGUUGCAAGUACCACCGUCGCUGACUUGGGCCACUGCCCUCUCGUCUUGACUCGGAUCGUCACCAGCCUCCGAUCGCACGCUCUUGAUCGAAGAGGGGCCCACGGCAGUCCUGGUCGUCUUGCGAGGUAAAAAGUUUGGGAGAGGUUUUUGGUUGUCACUGUAUCGGGUCAGUCCCGCUUGUGGCCACCUCCGAGCAUGUACCGCCACCGCCACCGCAGCUGCCAUCAUCGGCCGGACCCGACCUCGUUCGACGGACUUGGGCUGACCUUGCUCUCACCUGUACCUUUGCAUGCCCGUUCAUCUUCAUCUACCUUCACACUUCAUCUACCUUCACAUCUACCCUCACAUCUACCUUCACAUCACACCAUCUUCACCUCCAUCACCAUCUUCACCUCUACAUCGAUUCUCGUCUUCACCUUCACCCUUCACCCUUCCCCAUCACGUUCGCUUCCACCUCGAAACACCUCCACCUCACCACCUUCAUCCCUUGUCUUCACCUCUACGUUUGUUCCUCCCCAUUGCACCUCCACCUUCGACGUGCCCUCAUUUCAUGCUGCUCUUUCUUUGACCUUGAUCUUGAUCGUCAACCUCCCCUUCACCGCACCGUCAACCUCUUGCUUACGUCAUCCACCACCUCCACCUCCACCUCCACCUCCACCUCCACCUUUGCCUCCACCUCGGGAUUUGGCGUCACAGGGAGCUUCCUUGUCCGCCAAUUGGCAGUGCAAGACGUCAUGACCGGUAUCAAUGAUGAAUCAACAACUUUGUCCACAAAAAGUGAAUUUUAUGCACACCAAGUGUGACUACCUACCAGUAGUUCCGUUUGCUCGAAGGUAAAGUUGCGAGCUGCUGCUAACAUGCAUAGUCACGCGCUGCCAGCAGCUGCUUCAACUGGCAAUGCGGCGGGACAGGUCAGACUCGAGGGUGGGCAUGAUGGAGAGGAAGUGGGGACGUGUGGGGGUUCGCCGUGUCUGCUUUUUUAGUCUUUUUCUCACGUGCACGUGUCAGGCCGCGUUGCACAGCGACUCCGACGGGUGUCCUCUUCUUUGUUUUCUCAUGGUUUGGGUGA